AUGGUCAAACGGAAGCUCGGUGCCUUGGAAAAGGUUGAGGCUGAUCUAUCCUACAUCGAAGAUUUCCGCGCCCAGCACUACCAAUAUGAGUCGCAUCGAGAAAUUUUCAUGGCUGCACCCUCCGGUGCCACGGACACGGGUAUUAUUUCACUCCGAGAGUUGAUUGACUUCAUCUCUCAUGUUGCCGAUUGCUACCCGGAGAUUUUGAAGGACUUCCCGCAGCAGCUCAUUGACAUGCUGAUGCAGCACCACAUGGUGUUGGAGUCGGAACUGAGAGAGAAACUCGUUGGAAGCAUAGUGCUCCUCAAGAAGAAGGAUCUUCUGGACUCAGCUACGCUGCUGCACACGCUCUUCCCCAUUCUCAUCUCUACACCUAGCAAGACUUUGCGAGCUCUCCUGUUCCAGAAGAUUCUGUCCGAGCUUCGCCAGGCUAAUUCAAAGACCACCCACCACAAGUUGAACCGGACAAUGCAGACCGUUCUGUUCAACUUGGUCACCUCUGAUCGCAAAUCUUCCAAGGGACUUUGGGCGAUCAAGUUGACCCGAGAGUUAUGGAAGCGUCAAAUCUGGACGGAUGCUAAGGCCGUUGAGAUUAUGAAGGAGGCAAGUUUGUCAGAGAACGAGAAGGUCAUCGUGGGUGGAGUGCGCUUUUUCCUAGGUGGAGACAAAGAGCGUGAAGACAUGGAGGAUGAGAGCAGUGACGAAGAGACCCUCGAUGUUGGUCGCCUCCGCCAUAACCUGCAAAUCAAUAAGAAGUCGAAGAAGAAGGCCCGUGUGGCUGAGAAGGCCAUAUCCAUCCAUAAGAAGAAGGAGCGCAAGAAGAGUCAGCCGCAUCCGCUCAACUUCUCAGCACUUCACCUGCUUCAUGAUCCCCAAGGAUUUGCCGACAGCCUUUUUACUAAGCACCUGCAAAGCAGCAAGGUUAAGCUGAACUUGGAGCAGAAGCUCCUUGUUCUGCAGUUGGUGUCGCGUCUGGUGGGCUUGCACAAGCUGCACAUCAUGUCGCUCUACUCCUACUUCCAGAAGUUCCUUACCCCUCGCCAGCCUUCAGUCACAUCCUUCUUGGCAUCAUUGGCACAGGCAUCGCACGAUCUGGUGCCUCCAGAUGUCCUGGAGCCACUCAUCCAGAAGAUUGCCAAUGAGUUUGUCUCUGAGGCAUCGGCAGGAGAGGUUGCCACGGCGGGUCUUAACGCCAUCCGAGAAAUCUGUGUUAGACAGCCCCUGGCGAUGAACGAGACGUUACUGCAGGAUCUUGUCAUGUACAAGAAGAGCAAGGAUAAGGGUGUGACUAUGGCUUCCAAGGGCCUGCUUAGUCUCUACCGUGAUGUUGGAGCGCAGAUGCUUAAGAAGCGCGAUCGUGGCAAGGAGGCGGCCAUGAGCCUCCGGUCUGGUGACAAGGAGCAGAGACGGUUUGGCCAACAGGAGAGUGGCGGCAUCGAGGGUCUGGAGCUGCUGGAGAAGUGGAAGGAAGAGGAGCGGCGUAAGAAGCGUGCGGAGAAGGGUCUUGCGUCUGAUGCCUCUGAUGCCUCUGAUGAUGAGGAAGAUGACUGGGCCGCAUGGAACGUUGAGGAUGACGAGGAUAGUGACGACUCGGGUGAAUGGAUCAAUGUCCAAAGCGAUGUUGAGAUUGAUCUCAGCGACUCUGAAGAUGAGGGCAAGGAUCGGCCCUCGAAGAAAUCCAAGCAGGACGGAGAAGCGACGAAGGAGAACGACGAUGCGGUCCAAGAGGUUAAAUUAUCCACUCUCGCUACGACUCGAAUCCUCACCCCAGCCGAUCUGGCUAAGCUGGCCGAACUCCGGGCUCAAGCAUCUGUCGAAUCUGCUGUCAAUGGCCCCAGGGGCCGCCGGGCUGCCCAGCCUGCCGCCCGCCACACGGAUGACCCGUUGACUGCCGAAGAGAUCGAAGGCCUUGCCUCCUUGUCCGCGGCAAAGUCUACGCGUGAAGAGCGUAUUGCUCAUGCACGUGAGGGUAAGCCUGACCGGGAUGAGCACAAGAGCAAGGAAGCCAGACGCAGGGAACGCAAGCAGGAGCUGGGAAAGAGUACCACCAACAAAGAGAAGGCCCGCCGCAAGAACUUCCUCAUGACUCUGGGCAAGGCGAAGAGCAAGAACAAGCGCAGUUUAGUGGAGACCCGGGCCGUGCUGAAGGCUCACCAUGCUCGCCAGAAGAGAGGCGGAAAGAGAGGCAAUGCAGGAAACUGA
Molecule: messenger RNA, 2202 nt
Organism: Penicillium canariense
Lineage: Eukaryota; Fungi; Ascomycota; Eurotiomycetes; Eurotiales; Aspergillaceae
Product: SDA1 family protein
Exons: 3
Coding region: 1-2202 (733 amino acids)
Biological process (GO): ribosomal large subunit biogenesis; ribosomal large subunit export from nucleus
Cellular component (GO): nucleolus
Source: RefSeq, a predicted model, not a curated record